GCAUCAGAUAAAAUAAAAAUACAAUGUGUAUUUAAUAUAUAUAUAUAUUGAUAAUGGACGGCGGUAGUACACCACCACACACGUUAUGUGGAGUUAAAAAUUGGCCUAAUAACACUUUUGAUAACAUAAUAUCCGGAGGAGUCGACUUGGCACUAUCCGUAAACUGCACCAUCGAACCGGAUACCACCGGUUUAGAGCCACGAAAUGAAAAAAUGUACUGUGAACCUAUUGAAUCGGCACCACUUGCUAUCGUAUCUGGAUUAGUCGCAACUGCGACCAUUGUCGGGAAUUUAUUGGUCAUUUUAGCGAUUUUACGUGGAUCGUCUCGAUUUCAUCGACCAAUGUUUUGGUUAAUAAUACAUCUGAGCUGUGCUGACCUAAUUGUUGGAUUUAUGCUGUUAUGGAAUUAUUGUCUCGCGUCGUUAAUGGAUAUACAUAACACAAUAACAAGUUUAAUGUUCAUAUUUUCCUUAUGGGUGGCGUCAGAAUCUUCAUCUACAUUGGGAUUUGUAUUACUUGCUGUGGACAGAUAUAUCCAAAUUUUUCACAAAAAUUUUCAUCGUGCAUACGCAACACGAGUCACUGUUGGUAUAGCUAUAUUUUUAGCUUGGGCAAUUCCUGUUUCGUUCUUUAUGAUUGCGCCCUUUGCUUUUGACUGGUCGUGCAAAGAUACGUGCAUCUGUUCAGAAGAAAAAUACAUGAAAUGUCUCCCAAGAUCUGAUUGUUCUCAAAUCAUCCCUCCUUUUAAGAAAACUUACACCCUUACUGUUGGAAUUUUUCUUUUCAUUUGCAUUCCCCUACCAGUCACGAUAUAUACUAUGAUAUUCAUAAGAUUUCGCCGGAAAACUCACGUCGUAAAACACACUCGAAAACGACAUGAUAUGAGACUCAUUCGUACCUUGAUUGUUAUAUUAGCGGUGUUCAUCGUCACCCUAAGCCCCGUGGCCAUUUUGAUAAUGGUAGAUUACACCACAACGAGGCAGAAUGAUACAAUGAUAUCCGUUGCGUUUUAUAUUUUCGUUUUGGCGUUUUUAAACUCAUUUGCUAAUCCACUGCUGUACAUGUGGAGAAUGUCAGCAAUACGAAGAUCAAUACGACAAAGGGUUUUUUAUUGUUUUUGGGAUAAACACGGAAAACAACGUCGGGACAUAACUUCAUUUCAAAGUGAUCAACGCUCACCAACGAGUCAUCGUCAUCGCUACGAUACCCCAAACGACAUCGACGACAAAAAUCACAAAUACGUUCCACCCAAUAACAACAUGCCACGAGCGGCGGUUUUGUGUCUCCGACAAAUUAAACGUGGCCGAUAUACCAACAGCCGGACAUCGACUCCUAUGUCAGAAAGAGCGAAUAAUCAUAACGAGGAAGCUGUCAAAUUAGCUCCAAAUGAGCCCAACCAUUUAAAAUCGAACGGGACAUCUCAAGAAGGUGAUGUAAUAAUGCAUAAUUCAUGCAACAAUAAAGCUGAUUGUGAGAUUACAGAGCUUUAGGUCAUGGCUCCUGUAAAACAUAUUGUGACGUCAUACCAGCUCAAGAUUUUUUUUCGACUUACUGCAGGGGAAGUUGGAUGCGAAGGGAAUAGCGGAUAUAUCCAACAAUUCGCUAAAUCGGGAGAUUGCCCUAUUUUAAAGGAUUUUAUGAGUUUGAAAUGAGAUGUACCCUCAAAACAGGGACAUACGAGAGAGCCAGACUCACAGCAACGUACCGACAAGUGAACACGAACCAAAAGCCGGAGGUAUGACCUUCGUGUCGGUCAUUUAAGAAAAAAUUUCAACUCAAUUGUAUGAAAAAAAAAUUUUCUCCUUUUGUCUGACACUGUGUAGAUAUACUGUCCUUAUGUUUCGUCCUUUUACAAUGCGAUUUUUCCCACCAAAAACUAUUCGAAUUUUUUAUUUGUGAAUUUGUUUUUGUAUGAUCUGAUAAAAUUAAUUCUUCAUAACUUGUUUCAUUGAGCUCCUUGCCACCCGAAUUUGCGUCCGCCAAAGCUUUGCAAAGAUAGUUUUUGGAACUGUGGCCCUACUAAAUGUAGGGGGAGUAUUUACAUAUACCGAUAAGACGGCUUUAUCCUAUAGCGAACCACGGGCUCUCGCAAGAGUAUUCCCCACCACCGAUCCGCGCCGUAGCAUGUAUGGUCUAAAAAAUUAUGGUUGGCCAGUACGAUAUGUAAUCCCACCCUAUUUACGAAUCGUGUAAUCAUUCUUGUAUGAUUGGUCGUCAAAUUCUGAUGACAAAAGUGAUUUUUAACCUAAAAAUAAAAAUAAAACCUUUCAAUGAAACAAUAUUCACUAAAUGUUUUGGAACUGUUUUAGAGUAUAAAUUUGAAUGCAUUUUUGAAUUUUCUUGACCUUUGCUACCAAACGUAAAUUUCUGCUCUGUGUGGAUUUAAUGUAUUUAUUAUAAAACCUUCCAUCAAAUUACUUUGGGAAAAUUCAAGUGGGAAUUGAUAUCUGAAUAAUGUUAAUUGGGAUCGAAAAUUUUAAACAAAAUGUCAGCCGAUACGCAAUGUGAAAAGUUCGGACUUUUCUAAAUAAUCAUGUAACUAAUAACCGAAUAGUAGCGUCGGAUAGAAGUUCAAGUCGACCGAGAAUUAGUUGAU
Messenger RNA from Styela clava, 2596 nucleotides. Its product is annotated as lysophosphatidic acid receptor 3-like. NCBI's taxonomy places the organism in Eukaryota, Metazoa, Chordata, Ascidiacea, Stolidobranchia, Styelidae. Gene Ontology annotation, cellular component: membrane. The record is from RefSeq and is a predicted model, not a curated record. Gene Ontology annotation, molecular function: G protein-coupled receptor activity. Gene Ontology annotation, biological process: G protein-coupled receptor signaling pathway.